Sesamum indicum (sesame) is the source of this 1251-nucleotide messenger RNA. RefSeq names its product isoflavone reductase homolog. Lineage: Eukaryota; Viridiplantae; Streptophyta; Magnoliopsida; Lamiales; Pedaliaceae. Gene Ontology annotation, molecular function: oxidoreductase activity. The record is from RefSeq and is a predicted model, not a curated record.
GAGAAUUGAGUAACGUAAAAUCCAGAUAUAGUGAUCGAAAACCUCUAUAUAAAGCCCUGUUUGGUCUGUGGAUUUCCCACCAAAAUCAUAAUCUGCAGCAAUGGCGAAAAGUAGGAUUCUUGUGGUCGGCGGAACAGGGUACAUGGGGAGGAGGUUUGUGAAAGCGAGCCUGGCGGAGGGCCACCCUACUUACAUUCUCCGGCGGCCGGAGAUCGGCCUCGACAUCGACAAGUUGCAGCUUCUGCUGGAGUUCAAGCGGCAGGGGGCGCGGCUCAUCGACGGCUCCUUUUCCGAUCACCGGAGCCUGGUGGAAGCCGUGAAGCUAGUUGAUGUGGUGAUUUGCGCCAUGUCGGGGGUGCAUUUCCGGAGCCACAACCUGUUGCUGCAGCUAAAGCUUGUUCGCGCCAUUGAAGAAGCCGGAAAUAUCAAGCGUUUCCUGCCCUCGGAGUUCGGUAUCGAUCCUGCACGAAUGGAAAACGCCCUUGAGCCAGGAAGAGUGACAUUUGAUGAGAAAAUGACUGUGAGGAAGGCAAUUCAGGAAGCCAACAUUCCUCACACUUAUGUGUCUGCCAACUGUUUUGCUGGAUACUUCGUCGGCAACCUCUGCCAGAUGGGAACUCUACUUCCUCCAAAGCACAAAGUCAACAUCUAUGGAGAUGGGAAUGUUAAAGUGGUGUUCAUGGAUGAAGACGAUGUAGCAACGUACACAAUUAAGUCCAUAGACGACCCUCGCACGUUGAACAAGACACUUUACCUGCGGCCACCAGAAAACGUUCUAAGUCAAAGUGAGUUGGUCGAAAAAUGGGAGAAGCUUACAGGAAAGACCCUGGAGAAGAUCAGCAUACCUGGAGAAGACUUUUUAGCUCUGCUUAAAGGAGCCGACUUUGCUGAGCAAGUCGGAAUAGGCCAUUUCUACCACAUUUUCUACGAGGGCUGCUUGACGAACUUUGAAAUAGGGGAAAAUGGGGAGGAAGCUUCAAAGCUUUAUCCGGAAGUUGAGUACACGCGCAUGCACGAAUACUUGAACCGCUACCUUGAUUUCUGAAAUUCAUGCACCUAAGUUUCUACUUAUUAUGUAUACUGCAGUACUAUCUGCAAACUAUUGUCUUGGUGAUGAACAAAGUGACUUGAUUGUCAUAAAUGUUCGUUUCGCCAAUUGUUGUUGCAUCUUUAUACUGGGAAAAGUUUGGUGCAACUGUGGAUGUCAGUGUGUCAAUAAUUUCAAAUAAGAACGUGAAAGUUCUCUGGGAA